Messenger RNA from Sinocyclocheilus grahami, 1577 nucleotides. Its product is annotated as guanylyl cyclase-activating protein 1-like. Gene Ontology annotation, molecular function: calcium ion binding. The transcript has 4 exons. Lineage: Eukaryota; Metazoa; Chordata; Actinopteri; Cypriniformes; Cyprinidae. The record is from RefSeq and is a predicted model, not a curated record. The coding region runs from base 620 to 1189 and encodes 189 amino acids.
GACAAUCAAAUGGUAACAAACUGAAAAAUGUUUUUUUCAUGUGAAGAAUGUUCUUAACUGCAUUAUUUGGAAUCAGCAAGAUUGUGUAUAUCAAUACGUAAUUAUUGUAAAGGCUUGUAUGAAAAUGUAUGAAAAAAAUAUAUCUGCUGAAGCUUGUUACCUUGGCAUAAGAGGACUCAAAAUUGUGACAUGGCUACUAACAUGUAUUCAUAUGAAUAUUUAUCAGCUAACAGUUUGAAAAUAAAUUUAGAAACAACUUGCAUAUGAGAAAUGCUGAUGCAGUUGCAUCUGUUCGCAGGCCGUCACAUGGGAACGUUUGUCAGCAUGUCCCCAAGCUCACAUGCAAUUACCAAUGGCCAUCCCAGCCAUGGUCAUCCAUAAGCCUCACAUACACAGUGAGCUGGAUUAGUCACAGUUAAUAUCAAUGAGAUAAAGUUGGUGAGGCGUGUCUGAUCCCAGGCCAGUACAAAAGCCUCUCGAGGGUGCCCACCUCUCUCUUAGGUCCCAGUGUCAUGUGUCUGUGAGAAGCGAUACACUCGCCUGCACAGCAGACCAGUUGGGCUUCCUGACAGAUUAGCUCCAGUCUUGCUCGCCAAAACAAUCAGUUCUCAGUUCAGCGAUGGGGAAUUCAACGGGCUGCACCGUGGACGACCUGCAGGCUGUUGAAAUGCAUCUGUGGUAUAAGAAGUUCAUGACUGAGUGUCCAUCUGGUCAGCUCACGCUGCAUGAGUUCAAACAGUUCUUCGGGCUCAGAGGUCUGGAUCCAGAGGCCAAUGCCUACAUCGAGCAGAUGUUCCGCACUUUUGACAUGAACAAGGACGGUUAUAUAGACUUCAUGGAGUAUGUGGCCGCUCUCAGUCUUGUAAUGAGAGGCAAGAUGGAGCACAAACUGCGCUGGUAUUUCAGACUUUAUGAUGUUGAUGGCAACGGCUGCAUAGACAGACACGAGCUCCUCAAUAUCAUAAAGGCCAUCCGUGCCAUCAAUGGAAGUGAGUCGCAGGAAUUGAGUGCUGAGGAGUUCACAAACCGAGUGUUUGAUAGGAUUGACAUCAAUGGAGAUGGGGAGCUGUCGCUGGAGGAGUUUGUAGCAGGGGCACGUAGUGAUGAAGAAUUUAUGGAGGUGAUGAUGAAGAGUUUAGACCUUUCGCACAUUGUGGCCAUGAUUCAUAACCGGAGACGCAGCGUCUAAGAGACAGUCCACAUUCAGAUAUGCCACGUAUGGUUCUCCCUUAAGAGUCUCUUGAUCAGAAAACAAGAGCAACACUCAACUGUCUAAUUCUGAAAGCACUUUAAAGCACAAACAGUCACUUCAAACAGAGCUAAAGGGGCCAAGAAAUGAAAUUGGUGUGGGACGUCCCACAACUGUUUCCCAAAAACAGCCUUCUUGCUAAGCAGAAAGAGGCUUCAUGGGAAAAGAAUCAGUGUCAGUUUUAUUUUUUGUUACUUUAUUAUUAACAAAAAUAUAUAUAUUUUUAAAAAUAUAUAUAUUUAUGCAUCACUUGUAUUAGAUGCCUCAGAGAAAGACAUUUCUAAAUAUUUGACUAAUAAGUGGAUAACAAAUACAUUUGUUCAAAAGU